Molecule: messenger RNA, 1445 nt
Organism: Psylliodes chrysocephalus
Lineage: Eukaryota; Metazoa; Arthropoda; Insecta; Coleoptera; Chrysomelidae
Source: the annotation of a GenBank genome assembly
CUAAACUGUAGAUAACUAUUUAAAAUUCUUUUUUUAUAAAAAUUGUAUCAUUUUCAGAGCCAACAGACGUUUGGAGCUCCUUGUAUAUGAACUAUUGAGUACUCUCGAGUUAAUAGUGUCUAAUAAACGACGAAUUAGUCUUAAUAACUAUUAAGCAGCAAACCCAGGGCGAAACAAUCAUCAAGAGAUGUGUCAUUUAAUCACUUAAUCCAGCUUUCAUUCAUUCAUUAAUUCAUUCAUAAAUGUGCAGUGCUUUGUUUGUUAUGUAUUGAAACCUAACUGAAACCUAAUGGAGUAAAGAAGAAAGUAAGAAACGCAAGUUAUCGAAGUUUAUUGUAUUUAUCGCGAAAAUGGCCGUUGUAUCUUUAGUUGGAAGCAAGAUUAUUUUGGCGUUUUGUAACUUUCUACUGUUGAUAUGUGGCUUCACACUUAUAGUAGGAGGCAUGAUGGUCCUUUUUGACAACGAACGAGUUCUGCUAUCCAGGCUUCUGUCACCCACAGGACCAUUUUCAACUUUUCCACAUCCGCUUUUGCACUACAUUUGUAUCGGGGCUGCCAUAUUGGGGAUUAUAUUGGCCACUGCUGGCAUCGUGGGAUGCUGGGCUUCUUGUGUGCACAAUUAUUGUAUUUUGAGUGUGUAUUUUUCCAUUGUUUUGCUAGUCCUUGUGGGAGAAUGUGCCAUAUACGUGAUAGCCUGGGUAUGGCCCAGUUGUAUGGGUCUGGGAAUAGAUGUAGACGAAUUAAUUCGAGCUGUACAAAGGAACUACGGUAUCGGUGGACAGGAACAGUUCACCAUAGCAGUAGAUCUCGCACAAACAGAGUUUCACUGUUGCGGAGUUGAGUCUGCAAACGAAUACGACACUUCAUAUUGGCGAUUGCAAGCGCUGGGACCAUCGCUAGCUGUUCCUCUGACUUGCUGCAAACUGUUGAACAUCAAUCAAACCAGAUCAUACUUAAAUCCUGAUCCUGUGAGCCUGACUUUAUGCCAGGCUUUAGAAAGGAAUAGACACGAUGGAUUUAGGCACGUUAUGGGCUGCAGGGAUCCCCUAGAACGCUGGUAUCGCGACCAUUAUUUCGCCUUUUUGGGCGUAGGCCUCAUAGUCGUUCUCGUAGAAUUCUCAGUUCUUCUCAGCUCGAUCGUAACCUGUACCAGGAUUUACCAUCACAAUCAAGAUAUACGGGAAAACGCCAGAAACACGGAGCACGACAUUGAAAUUUCGUCCACCCCUACCACCUUCAAGCGAUCCUCAGGUUCCGAUGCUGGAGCUUACAGUAACGAAACGUAUGCACUUACGGGAAAUUUUAAACAGAAUUAUAAGCUGACCGAAAGAGCAUGAUAUUGGGUUAAAGGGGUUUUUGGACCCUAUUACGUGUAUGAAAUUCAAGAAGAUCCGAUGUUGUGGUGAAGAUUUUGGCAGAAUAUUUCAUUAUUACCAAAAAAACUG